This is a messenger RNA of Fusarium tjaetaba, 6264 nucleotides long. RefSeq names its product serine threonine phosphatase 6 regulatory ankyrin repeat subunit C. The transcript has a single exon. Gene Ontology annotation, molecular function: protein binding. NCBI's taxonomy places the organism in Eukaryota, Fungi, Ascomycota, Sordariomycetes, Hypocreales, Nectriaceae. The record is from RefSeq and is a predicted model, not a curated record. The coding region runs from base 1 to 6264 and encodes 2087 amino acids.
AUGUCUGACGAGCGAUCGACAUCGCCUGAAGGCAGUGACACUGUGGUCAUUGGUAAAGACGACACCAGCAAUUAUAAUUCAGGAAAUAUCUUGCCGCAAUCUGAGGCUACUAUUGCCCGUAUUCAUGAGUGGCUGCGACCUACGGAAUACGAUAUUGAAAGCAGCGAAUAUCGCAAGCAUUUGGCAUUCCAUCUCGAAGGUACUGGAGAAUGGAUUCACAGAUCCGACAACUACCUCAAAUGGUACGAGAGCCAAGAAGAUGGCCUCCUGUGGAUCAAAGGUGUUCCAGGCUCCGGAAAGUCUGUCGUCGCAGCCAGCAUGAUUCAAAGACUCUCUCAAGAAUCUCCGGUUCUUUACUUCUUCUUUCUACAAAUCGUUGAUGCCAAUCAUCGGCCCAUCAAUCUUCUCAGAGACUGGCUAGAUCAGAUUCUUGUCUACUGCCCUCCAUUGCAAGCAUCUCUGAAGGCUUAUAUUGAUGAGUGUCGGGACCUGGAUAGUAUAUCAGUCGAUGAGCUAUGGAGACACCUAAGAACAGCUCUGGCAUCUGUGCCCAAGGUCUAUUGUGUGGCAGACGCUUUGGAUGAAAUGGACCAUGGGAAUAGCGAUUUCAUCAACCAACUGGCUAAACUUGGUGACUGGAAGCCUUCAUCUGUGAAGGUGUUGUUAACCAGCCGACCCACUUCCAACGUCGAGGCUGCAAUGAGAGGCACGAGAUUUCUUCACAUCCGAAUGGACGAGAAGGCCGUGGAUGUCGAUAUUUCUUCUUACGUGCGGUAUUGUCUAUCCGGCACUUCUCUUUCUGAGAAAGACCAACAACUUGUCAAAGAAGCGGUACCUGGUCGAGCCAACGGCUUAUUUCUGUACGCUAAAUUGGCCAUGAAAUCAUUUCUGGAGCCAGAGGCCGACAUUCACGAGACGAUUCGCAAGCUUCCGCUUGAUUUGGACGCUAUGUACAUCGACAUUCUACGAGAACAUGCUCGGAGAUCUGGCAUUUCAGAGAACACACAGGUGUUGAUCCUACAAUGGGUAACUCACGCAACCCGUCCACUUCGGCUGCUGGAGCUUGCAGAUAUGCUCAAGACGGUCGAGGGAGACAGAUUCUCACAUAACCUGAAAGAGAACAAGGAUUUGGUCCGGGCUGCGUGUGGCCCUCUGAUCGAGGUCUUACCAGAUGAGACUGUAAGCGUUGUGCACCAUUCCCUUACGGAGUUUUUGGUUGGGACAUCAAGAACAGUACAUAACCCAGUAUACCCCAUAUUGGACUCCUCACCAACUCAUUACGAUCUUGCUCUCGCUUGCCUCCGAUAUCUCUGCGCUGGUUGUCUCCAAGAUGAAACUCUUACUUCGUCAGAAACUGUUCAUCGCGAACACAACCGCAACGUGGAUUUUCCGUUCGCAGCGUAUGCUACAAAGAACUGGCAUGUACAUGCUGCGAAGUCUGAAUGGAAUUACUUACAAAAUGACUUAUUGUAUCAACAAAUUGAAUUGUUCUUGGGCAAUAAGGAGACACGAAACAACUGGCUGACAACCUACUUCGAUGUCCCUGAAAGAAUCAGGAUUGAAGAUGCCACAGCCUCUAUGUCGGAUCUCCAUGUCGCUGCACUGUGUGGCCUCAAACCGUGCAUCUCAGCUCUGGUUGGCCGUCUGGGCCAGAAGAGUAUAGACGAGCAAGACGCAAGAAAGAGAACACCCUUGUGGUGGGCUGCUUUCAGCGGUCACGCAGAUAUCAUCGAGUUGCUACUGAACCAUGGGGCGUCGCCUAGUACUCACGACAUUCAAGGCCACCAGGCAUUGCAUGUAGCUGCAAAGAAGGAUAAAGCACAAGUUGUUCAUCUACUCAUUGAAAAGGGAAUCUCUCCUACAGUUCCACGUCUUCCAACAGACACCGAUCCAACCAGAGGGGAUGCAGAUACACCAUUGUCAUAUGUAGCAUCAUACGGCCAUGUCAACAGCUUAGAAGCGAUGCUCCCAUUAUUAAGCACUUCCGAGAAACGAUCUGCCUUACGCAUCGCCAUAAAGAACAGGCAGCCCCAGUUCGUCAAGCGUCUUCUUCAGGAGUCUGAUGCCAAUCCGAACGACAGUACAGGAUCUGAGACAUCUAUAUUUCUGGCUGCUAGAACACGCUGUGCUGAAACAAUUGAGGUGUUGGUUAAUGCUGGCGCGGAUGCCUCUGUUGCUUGCAGGGUGGAGGCCGAUGUCUGGGAUAAACAAGAGAAUGUGUUGGAACGCCCCUGGUCGACUCCUCUGAUAGAGCUCUGUGAGCCACAGUCUCAUUUUAUACGUCGACCAUAUAUAUCUCCCCACCACAUGUUGGAUCUGGACUGUUCAGAUUUUGAUCGUAACUUGGCGUUGCUUAUCCGAGCUGGUGCAGACGUCAACGAGAGAGAUUCUCUGGGUCGUGCUCCUAUACACUCCGCGCAGUUUUCUCACGUGUUGAGACGUCUGCUCGCAGCGGGCGCUGAUCCAAAUGCUGAGACAAAGGACGGGAAGACCGCGCUGCACUGCCUGCCAAAGAAAGGUGACGGAGAAUACCUGAAGCUCUUGUUGCAAGACGGGAAUGUGAACAUCAACAAAAGAGAACACAUAAAAGGAAGGACACCUCUUCUUGCUGCCCUUUAUCAUGAUUCAGCCCUUGCUUCUCAGAUGCUGAAGUAUAGCCCCGAUUGUACUGUCACUGAUUUUGAAGGCAAUGGACCUCUCCAUUACGCAUUUGCUCAUUAUGAGAGAGUGUCUUCGCCUAAGAAAUUUGGAGGCGAUGAUUUGAAGAACGGAGACAACACUCUGCCGUCAGUCUUGAGAACACUUCUCGAAGCUGGUUCGGAUCCGAAUCUGACAAAUAUUGAUGGGGAGACACCUUUACAUAUUCUUGUCGCCAAGGGGUUCACCCACCGCGAGGAAUGUCUGCGUAUGCUACUCGAAUAUGGAGCUGAGAUCGAUGCCAAAGACGUCAGAGGCCGGACACCCUUGUUUCGGGCCGUGGGCAGAUUCCCAAAGCAACCCAUGAUGACUGAAAUUCUUGAUAUUCUUAUCAAGGCUUCCGCAAGUCUGAAUGUCCGCGAUAAUUAUGGGCGGACCCUUCUUCACGAAGCGGUCCACAGCAUCACCGACCUUGACUAUGCACAAAGAAGACUCACCGAGGGAUACCAAUACCUCAUUGACGCUGGUGUGUCGCCUUGUGCCGUGGACCUGCACGGUAACACUCUAUCCCACGAGUUAGUUCUCGCCCCGAAUGCCACAAGACUAUCCGGUAAAGGAGAAGGAUUCCUUUCACUUUUUGAAAAGGCUGGGUUAGAUGUAAACAAACCCAACUAUGCUGGCACGACGCCUUUGCAUCUAGCCUGUCGCAUGCGUCUGGACGGAAACCAUGGGGUCAAUUACCAUGCAAAAGAUUGCUUGAGAUGGCUCCUGAAACAAUCACCAGAUGCCAACGCUUCAGAUACCCGAGGGUUGAGGGCCAUCCACUUCGCCGCCUCCACGAACACUUACACUGUUGACCGCUUGUUGCGCGUCGGUGCAGACCCUUUCGUCAUCACAAACCAAGGCAUGAAUGCACUACAUAUUGCAGCGAGGUGUAAGAGAAGUAACAAUCUCGGCCUUCUACUUCAGCGAAUGCAAGAGCUGGAUCCCGACGCCACGAAAGUGGCACUCGACCAGAAGGAUAUCUUCCAAUAUACGCCAUUGCAUUACGCCAGUCGCUCUGGGAUCAUCGAGUCUGUGAAACUCCUAAUCGAAGCAGGAGUUGAGGUCAACCCAACUUUUGAUAAACUUCGAGGGACAUGCUGUCCUGAACCUUGGUUCCCUCCAAUUCUUCAGUGUGUAUUCUUUGACCGUGAGCAACGUCUUUGGAGACGUGGGCCGGUCAAGAAGAUACCUCGUGAUGAUGAGCUUCCCUUUCAUCAGUUAAAUGAUCCUGACACAGAUAUCGCUGCUGGUUACGCUGUCGAGGAUAAGGAAAGAUACUUUGAUGAGAUUGUAUCGGGGCCUCAACUCGAAGUCCUCGAUCCAGUGUAUGAGGCCUCGCGAUAUGGUGAGAUCGUCAACGCUUUGCUUGAUGCAGGAGCAGAUGUUUUUCUGGGUUCCGACGGUCCAAGGUCAGCUCUUUACCGCGCGAUGCUUUUCGCAUCAGAUGAGUGGCAGGACUACAUUACAUACCUCCUUUGGAACUGCCAGGAGAAAGCUGGGCAUCUUGAACUUCCAACUCCUCUUCAUAUUGGGAUAUCGAGAAGCAAAGCUCUUCGUCAGACAGAGGUUGCGGUAUUGGGAGAGUCAUUCAUCUCACGUGCUAAAGAAACAAAAUGGAAGAGAGUGGCACGAUUACUGUCGGACCGCCACUUUGCUUUGGUAGCGGGCCUGUACAAAGCUGGUGCGGAUUAUACUACUGUCGAUGAAGAUGGUGUCUCGAUCCUUUCGCGACUCGUCGAAUACGGGUACUACGAACUAGUUAAUGACUGCUGCUCUUGUGAAGAGGCUGCCAGGUUUGAUGAUCCUAAAUGGAUAAAGGAACAAGGUGCAGAAGAGCUUGAGCCUUUGCUUGUGACGGCUUGUCGACGCUCUUCUCCCAACAUGGAAGUCAUUCGUGUCUUGGUAGAGGAAAAAGGCGUCGACAUAAAUGCACGAGGUCGUGGUGGUCUUACUGCUCUUCAUAUCUUAGUCACUGGCAAGGAGUGGUGGCAAGUCUUUCACGCCAUGUCAUAUCUGCUUUCGAAAGGGGCAGAUAUGGAAAUUCGAGACGACAAGGGGUGCACACCGCUGCUCUAUUCUUUCACAAAAUGGGGCGCCUUCCGGACUGCAGCGAUGAAGUCCCUGAUCGAGAAAGGUGCAGACGUGAACGUCUUAGAUUCCGAGGGAAAUGGAUGUUUGAACAAAGCAUCACAUCACGAAGAGUUUGUUCGACUCUUAGUCGGUCAUGGAGCUGAAGUCAGUCCAACCACCAUCCUUUCUGCGGUUGAGUCCAAGUACCCAAACAUCUUGAGUAUUCUGUUGUCUGGCGAAAAGUCUUCCUCCCUUGCAGCGUCUUGGGAGAUGACAUUAGAUUACGCAAAGCAGCUGGAUCCUGAUACAAAUCCCCAGGAAGCCCAGAUGAUACGUCAAGGUCAUCCUCUGCUCUUGGCAAGCUCUGCGUUGGGUACGCUCCGGGGCGGCGUCGAAUUCGAUCGUGAUGCCGCUGCCAAACAGAUGAUGGAAGCGCUGCUAGGAGCUGGAUUCAGUCCGUAUGCCAAAUGUCUAGUCAUCGUUGACAAGGUCCGGUUGCCCAACAGACCUUCCCUACCAAUGGCUAUAGCGACUCAUGCGUGGCACAAGAAGGAUUCUGCGGUUGAGCUUAUCCCGUAUGCUAAAAGUCCGCACAUCUUCAGACCACCUUUUAUGGCUGAAAGGGUAGUAGCGCACGAAAUCUUAAAAGGAAAGGGUGUCUAUGGGCCGAUCUUAGAGUUGGCGGAUCUCAAUACGGAGUUCCGCGAUGCGUCUGGAGAAACUCUUCUUUUGGCUGCUUGCGAGCGAGUGUCAAGCAGGGGUCGUAAGGGGACCAGAAUAGACCAUUUGCCUUUACGACUCCUGCUAGAGAAAGGGGCAGAUGCCUAUGCAGUGGAUAAUUUUGGCAGAAAUGCAUUACAUAUUAGACUCGGGUCUCGAGCUCUGAAUGAUGAUAAGUUGGAAGGGCUCAAGGAUCUAGGGGACGCUGUGCCGGCUCUCAUCAACCAGGCUGAUGCUGACGGGUAUCGACCACUGCAUUAUGGCCUAGCUGCGCUGGCGCAUGGGGAGUUUGACCAGACUGAGCCCGAAUGGCUUGACUAUGUCAUGACACAGGGUGCAGACAUGCUUGCCACUGAUGGUCUCGGAAACAAUGCGCUCCAUUACCUUGCCACCGGCCUCUUUGGAUGUCUCUGCUAUGAUGGAGGUAAUACUCGAGAUCCCUUCGAACGCUUCUUGAAAUUGGGACUUGAUAUCAAUGCGCGCAACAAUGCUGAUCAGACACCAGCGUUCUUCCUUGCCAUGAGAGGCUAUGAUGAUCAUAAUGUGGAUGAGGUGAUGAGUUGGUUGGAUGGAUUGGGAGUAGAUUGGCUGGCGAGAGAUGAUAAGAGGAAAACUAUUCUUCAUGAAAUGGCUGACGAGAGGGAGGAUUUGUUCAAGGCUAUUAUGGGUAAAGGAGUUGAUCCUUUGGCGGAGGAUGAUGAUGGGCGGUCGACUUUGGAUUUGGUGACGGCUUAUGAUAAUCAGAAUGUGCUGAAGCUGUUUGAUCGGGACGGUAGGGAUUAUAGGGAAUGA